GGGUGCAUAUUUGAUAAUUGAUAUUAUAAUUUAUAAAAUUCAUGAAUACAUUCAUCUACUGUUUACUAUUUAGUCAUGCUAUAAACCCAAAUAUAAAAAAAUACGGGCAUACGGUAUACGGAGCGUAUUUUGUUUAGUUAAAAUGAUUUCCUAUAUUCCAUUUAAUAAAUGAAACAAUAGAUAACGAUUUAAACAACUCUUCAUAUACCAGAUUAUUCAAAGGAAGUUAAAAUAGUUAAUGAUAGUCAAAAAAUGAUGAACAAUCCAGUUGAGAAAGAAAGCCAAACUAAUUGUGUGGGUACUACGGUCUCUAAAUUAACUUUAUCAUCACCCAAGUGAAGUUAAACACUAAACAGUUAUUUUAUUUUUUAAUAAUAAUUUAAUCUUUUAUUCAAAUAAGUUGUAAUAUGUAGUAGAAAACUAAUAAUUUAUUAAAUUUGGAGUUCUUGCUGCACAGUUGUAAUGCAAGGCAACCUAUCAUGUUUUAAGUAGAUAAUUACCUAAUCAACUACAUUUUGUAAUAAUAUAUGCUUGUGUUUCUACUUAACCAUUAUGAAAUGAAUACAUUUCUAGUUUUUUUUUUUUUUUUUUUGGCAGUUUAUUAUUAAAUUCUUUACCUAACCUAUCUACUCAAUACAGUAUAGCCAGUAAAUAACAAGUGUUAAAAUGAGUUCAUUAAAUGAUAAAGUAGCAAUCCAAAUAGUGGUAUCACCAAUGAAAAAUUUAGCAAAUUGUCUAGGAACAUCACUAACAGUCAGACGCAAACUAACAUUUUCUGAACCCAGUGAAACUCCAAAAAAUUUUAUGAUAACAUACUCUACGGAACUUCAAAAAAUAAUGAUAGUUCAACAUUCAAAUGUUUGAUGCUUCAAAAAAUGAUAAAUAGUCCAGUUGAAAAAGAAAACACAACUAUGUGUAUGGAUACAAUGGUUUCUAAAUCAAUUUUAUCACCAUCCCAAUCAAGUCCAACUUUUUUUGUGCACAGUCUUAAUACAAGAGGUCGUCACCCAUUGGCAGAUCAUGAUCUUAAUUCAAGAGAUACUGGUUCUUUUAAGGUGCUCUCUGAAGAUUCCCGGUCAUUAACCAGAUUUGAACCCAGAACUGUAAUUGAAAAGAAAAAUUCAUCAUUAAAUGUUUCUCGGUCAGAAUCAAUUGAUUGUUACAAAGGAAUCCCAGAAAUAGAUGAUCAAUUUCCAGAAAAAGUUAAUUCUCCAUCAAUAUUGUCCCAAGAUUCACUUCACAAUGGAGAUAUUUUUGCCUCACAUUUGCCAAUAAUUAAACCUAUUGUCAGACGAAGAAAUUCUAAAUAUGAUUCAGAUACACCUCGAAAAGUUGAUUUAGUUUUUGGAGAAAUUAAUAAUACUGAUGGUGUUGUGAAAAAACGUAAAUUAUUUAAUGAAUUUGAGUGUCCUUCUGAGAAAUCAAUUGUAUCCAAAGUGUUAAAGCCUAAAGUAGAUAUUUCAAUGUCAUUUGAUUCUCCAACAUUAGACACUGGAAAUACUUCUUUAAUUGCUCCUGUAUCGCACAAGAAAACUACAUUCUUUGACUAUGGAUUUUGCAAAAAUAGUGUUUCCAAGCUUCAAAGUUCAUUUUCAACUAAUGAAGCCACUAUAAAAGCUGCAUUUGAGAAAAAGGAUAAGGAAUCAAAUUUAAUUGGUGACUUCAGUCAAUCAUUUAUAUUGCCUUUGUUAUCACUUGGUCGUCAUGCAGAUCUCCAUAGUAUAUCUCCUGAUACAUUAGCUCAUUUAUUGGAGGGCACAUUCAAUGGUUGUAUCGAUUCCUAUCUGAUAAUAGAUUGCAGAUAUCCCUAUGAAUAUGAAGGUGGUCAUAUAAGAGGAGCAAUCAACAUAUUUACUAAAGAGCAACUAAUUAAAGAUUAUACUGAAGACAAGUUGGGUAAAAAAUCUAAUAAAACUGAUAAAAUUAAUGUGAAGAGAAAUGUUUUGAUAUUUCACUGUGAAUUUUCAUCGGAGAGAGGCCCAAGUCUGUCGCGAUAUCUGCGUAACGCAGAUAGGGAAAAUAACAGUAUGUGCUAUCCUUACUUGGACUAUCCAGAAAUGUAUUUGCUUGAUGGUGGGUACUGUAAAUUUUACAGUCAACACAGUCGUUUGUGUGUGCCGUCUAGCUAUCGGUCAAUGUUUGAUCCUGCCCACACCUCAGAACUUAGAAAGUUCAGGUCCAAAUCAAAAACACGGGCUUGUCACAAUGAGGCAACGCCAAGAUUAGCAGGCAAAAACACACUCAGACGAUUGGCUUUUAAUUAAUCGCUUUUACGUAUUCUUUCGUGUAAAUAAAUGUUGAGAUCUUUUUUUUA
Molecule: messenger RNA, 2314 nt
Organism: Metopolophium dirhodum (rose-grain aphid)
Lineage: Eukaryota; Metazoa; Arthropoda; Insecta; Hemiptera; Aphididae
Product: M-phase inducer phosphatase 3-like
Exons: 10
Coding region: 864-2264 (466 amino acids)
Biological process (GO): protein dephosphorylation; positive regulation of G2/MI transition of meiotic cell cycle; positive regulation of G2/M transition of mitotic cell cycle
Cellular component (GO): nucleus; cytoplasm
Molecular function (GO): protein tyrosine phosphatase activity
Source: RefSeq, a predicted model, not a curated record